GGUUAAAGUAUUUAAAAAACAAACUCUGUCUGUAAUUAUGUGUGUUAUAGCAUUUCUUGUGGGUUGUUAUGUAGGUUUCUAUGAUUAAUUAUGAAAAAGGCACUAACAUCUCUCUUGAAAGUUUAUAGUAGAUGGUUUCACUGACUAGUUCAUAACGAUAUUUAAUCCCAUUUUAGUAUCAUAAUCCAACCGCACUGAUCCACCACCGUGUUGGCAACUAUUAUAAUCGUCUGCAUAUUGGUCUGUCCCGCUUGUUUUAUAAGAAUUUUCAUGCGCUUACGUGUAAGACAUGCUUUGUCUACAUCACUGUCCUUUUGGAGAUUUUUUUUGCCUACUAUAUAUACUAUUAUCGAGCCAUAUGUUCCACCUGAUGGUGAUGGUCAAACGUCAUUACUCUCAUCAAAGAAAUUCUUAGAGUUAAAGGAUGGUUUACUUGAUAAAGGCAGGAACUAUAGAGAUACGAUGUUAAUAAAAUCUCAUGAGCCUUCAUUCAAGCCUAAAACGUUUGCCAUGGAAGCUGAAAGUAUCUAUAUUGAAGCUCAUGAUUUAUUACAAAAUUAUCGUCAGAAUGAAUCUCGGUUAUUUGAAUUGGUUACAGAGAAAGCGUUACUGGACAUGACUGCAGACUUGAAAUUGCGAACUCUACAAUGGAAGUUUAUGGGUAAUAUUGAACCUCCAAGAGUUGUUCAUAUACGCUGCAAAGAAGUCAUGGCUAAAGAUAAUCACUAUGCUCAAGUCACGGUUCGCUUUUACACUCAACAGAUUUUAGCAAUUUAUAGCCGAUUUGGACGUUUAUUAUACGGUAACCCGGAUGUUGCAGUUGAUGUCCUCGAAUAUGCAGUAUUUGAGAAGCAUAUUUCUGAUGAAUACGGUAUAUGGAGAUUACAUGGUAAAAUUCAGCCGCCAAAUUCGACAUCGCAUUAUACUUAUAUACCUACUCAACGAUUGGUUCCAAUUGAUUCAUCAUCAACAUCGAAGUCAAAUAAUUUGCUCCUAGAAAAUAAUAAUAAUAAUAGUUCCAAUGACUCACCUUCAGAUACUGUUUCCAGCAAAGAAACUUUGAACUGACUAUAAUUUUGUACAUAAAUAAAAACCUAAUGAAGAA
Molecule: messenger RNA, 1105 nt
Organism: Trichobilharzia szidati
Lineage: Eukaryota; Metazoa; Platyhelminthes; Trematoda; Strigeidida; Schistosomatidae
Source: the annotation of a GenBank genome assembly